AUGGAACCAACAACUGAUUGGUCUAAUGGGAUGAAAUACUAUAUUCCUGAAGUAAGGUUGAGAAAGACUAGAAAAGAGAAGUCUAAAUUGACUCAGGUGGCGGCAGCAACGGUGGCCAUUGGUAUCCUUUUAAUCCUGUUGGUUGUGUAUAUACGUCGCUGUUGUUACCGUAAAGAUAUUGCUGACGACAAAAGAGCUGUUGGGACUAAAAGUUUUCAAGACGGGAUUGCUGAACUUUACCAGGCGAGUCUGCAUCAUCAUCAUCAUAUUGAUUUAGAUAACAAGAGAAGAAUGAAUUACUAUAUUCUCCGACGUGGGGUUUCGGUGAAACCUUUGUUUAAUUGGGUUGACCAUCCAUAUCUCAUCACGGAUGCAGUUGAAAACGGAUGGUCUCGAUUUGGCUUCACCAAAUACAUGUCGUCUCCUUCUACGAGAUUGAGCCUGUUGGUAUUAUGUGCGACUGGUGAUUUUGGAGGAGGAAACGAUAUAGAGGUGAACUGGGAAGUUUUCCAAGGGUCAACAGAUUUCAUGCAAAAGAUCAGGAUAAAUUCAGGGUCAAAGAAAGGGAGUUUAGGUCAUCAUUCUAUGGAGGCAGCAUCUGUUAUCAGAACAGCUUUGCCUUUACCAGGACCUCCUUUGUGGAACUCAGCUUUCCCUCAAGAGGCCUAUUUCGAGAUCAGGAUUUUGUAUUGCCGUGGAGAUGAUCAUGAUUCAAGUUCAAGCGGCAAGCUAAGAGAAGGCGAGAAGACAAAAGUCAUCGAAGAAAACUCAAAUCCGAAUGCAAAUUCAGAAUCUUUGGUCCAGGUUACCAGCAGUCAUGAUAUUAACACGAUCGAGGAAUUGAAACAUGCAACUAGAGAUGAUGGAAAAGGUGAAGCAGUAAUGUUAUCGAUGGGACUAACUGCAGGUGACUCUCUUCCUUCGAAACUUCCUGGCAGCUAUCCAGGAUCCAUUGGUUUCAAUUCGGAUGGUUCCGUCUAUCUAGAUGAGAUCAAACUAGUGUUUGAAUAUGAGAAAGAAGAGUGGGAGAAAACAGAGAAGGUGAUAGGUUGCGGAUUCGAUCCUAGGCAAAAGAAAGUGUUUUUCACAUUAGACUCGGAGCUUGUACGUGUAAUAAAUUGCAAGUCUGAGGAAUUUAGAACUCCUCUUUAUCCAACUCUUGCAGCAAACGAUGAUGUUUCGGUACUUGUUAAUUUCGGACAAAGUGCCUUUGCAUAUGCACCGGCAAAUGGACAACGGACGCCGAAUCCAUGCUUCAUUGGCCCUCCUGUAAACUCCCCUGCUGCCGCACUAGGCUAUGAAGACAGCAAAGAGCUUUUCUCAAUGGGAAGAAUGGAUUCCCAAUGGCUAAACAGAUGCACAACUAAAGGCAGCCACAACAAUAAGACUCAUUAUCCAGUGACGGAAUUCAAUGAGGAAUCCAAGGAUGAUUUGUUCGAAAUCAUAUUGGAUAGUAAUGGAAGAUCCCCCAACUCAGUUUUGUAGCUUCAUGACUGACAAUUUUGUUUCUGCAAUGAAUGAGUGUGUCCAAGUCAUCUGGUUUUGGCGUUGAAUGAAGUGUUUCAUGUGAGUUUC
This is a messenger RNA of Hibiscus syriacus, 1575 nucleotides long. RefSeq lists its product as uncharacterized. The transcript is spliced from 3 exons. NCBI's taxonomy places the organism in Eukaryota, Viridiplantae, Streptophyta, Magnoliopsida, Malvales, Malvaceae. Gene Ontology annotation, biological process: cell-cell adhesion. Bases 1 to 1485 code for a protein of 494 amino acids. Gene Ontology annotation, molecular function: protein binding. The record is from RefSeq and is a predicted model, not a curated record.